AUGGGGAUAAAGUUGAAACCCAAAGAAAUACAACUUCUCAUCGAAAAGCUUUACAAGAAAGCAAGCGGAGAAUCAGAAAGCAACAUCCCUGAAUGCAACUUAUACGGCGAGAAAGAGCCGUGGCAAAUAUGGGAGGAGGCAAUAUUAGCAUCGGCAUGCAUGCAGGGUGGUGGCGCCCCCGCCGCCGCCAAGUUAAUGAACCAAAAAGAAGUUUGCAUCUUCACAAAGGUGAAGAAGAAGACCCUCAACAGCUCACGUAUCGACCGGACGGUGGGAACCGGCGCGUGGAAAGGGGAGGACACCGGCGUCACGAUUUAUGGUAAUGCGACUACUAAUGAAGGAUCGACUAUGGAGCUUGUUGGAAUCAGAAAAAGGUUUCGGUAUGAGAGUAAGACGGUCCAUCACGGCCGUUGGAUCAUGUACGAGUAUGCCCUUCAACCCUCCACGCUCACCCAUGCAAAAGAGAACACGAGGUUGACCAAUAUUGGACAUGAUGAUGGCUGUCAUAUAUUUAUUGACUUGUCUGACUCUGAUGAACAAACUGUCGACAAUAUUAUUGAAACUAGUACAUCGGUAUCGGUGGAUGAGAAACAAUCCAACGAUUCAUUGGAAUCGAACUUUGACGACCAUACAGACUGGGCAAAAGCAUUCGCUGUGGAGUUAACGGAAGGUCAGUCACACCUUCUGCAGGAGCCAGCGAUUGAGAUGUUGCCUAAUACUGCCUAUUUUCUUGAUAAUUCUAUUAAUUCCCAAUUUUUAUAA
Molecule: messenger RNA, 762 nt
Organism: Corylus avellana
Lineage: Eukaryota; Viridiplantae; Streptophyta; Magnoliopsida; Fagales; Betulaceae
Source: RefSeq, a predicted model, not a curated record